Messenger RNA from Plectropomus leopardus (leopard coralgrouper), 714 nucleotides. NCBI's taxonomy places the organism in Eukaryota, Metazoa, Chordata, Actinopteri, Perciformes, Serranidae. The record is from RefSeq and is a predicted model, not a curated record.
AUGUGGUCUUGUAUAAAAGACUUUUUCACCUAUGAAACCACCAAGUCAGUGGUAGUGAAGAGCUGGACCAUCGGCAUCAUCAACCGCGUCGUCCAACUCCUCAUCAUCACCUACUUCAUUGGGUGGGUGUUUGUGACUGAGAAGGCUUACCAGAUAAGAGACACUGCUAUUGAAUCCUCAGUGAUGACCAAGGUCAAAGGUUUUGGGAUCUACAAUGACAAGGUCAUGGAUGUAGCAGACUACGUCACUCCAACACAGGGAGCUUCGGUCUUCUGCAUCAUCACCAAAAUGAUCACAACUGAGAACCAAGUCCAAGGAUACUGUCCCGAGAGUGAGAAGAAGUAUAUUUGUAUAAAGGACAGUGACUGCACAAAGCAUCUCCACAAGCCAGGAAGUUAUGGAAUUCUGACAGGGAAAUGUGUUCCUUUCAACACCACCACUAAGAUGUGUGAGAUAAAAGGAUGGUGCCCUGCCGAGAUCGACACCAUCAAGACUACACCAAUGAAGGAAGUGGAGAAUUUCACCAUUUUUAUCAAGAACAGCAUCCGCUUUCCAACCUUUAACUACACUAAAGGGAACUUCCUUCCUACCAUCACUGACGAUUACAUAAAAAAAUGUAACUUUGAUACGGUCAACAACACCUACUGCCCCAUCUUUCGUGUCGGAGACGUGGUCCACUACGCAAAGCAAAACUUCACUAAACUGGCAGACAAG